GUUUCUGUGUUGCCGAGCCGUACAAUGUCAGAGCAUGGAAGCGUUUCUUUGUUGACCUGAAGCUGCCAUAUUCAGUGGCGAAGAAUGAACAGGUCGAGAUUAAAGCCGUCAUCCACAACUACGGCUACGACGAACUGCAUGUGAGGGUGGUGUUGAUGAAGACGGAGGGCAUGUGCAGCAUAGCCUUUAAAGACAGACACACACAGGAAGUGACGCUGUCGGCCGGCUCUUCUGUUGUGGUGCCUUACACCAUCGUACCACUGGUGGUGGGGAAACUUCCUCUGGAGGUGAUGGUGGUCGGCAGAGACAUGAUGGGAGGAGACCGCAUCCAGAAACAUUUACGGGUGGUGGUGGAUGGAGUUCAGAAGACUGAAGUAUGGAGUGCAGUGUUGAACCCAGCUGCUGAAGGAGGAGUGCAGACGGUUCGUGUGGGCCAGAUCGAACUAGAGUCAGUUGUGCCGAACUCAGUGCCAGAGACAUUCAUCAAUGUCAGAGGUAAUGUGUUGGCAGACAGCAUUGAUAACUCCAUCAGUGAGGACUCUUUGGCCUCUCUGAUCCAGAUGCCUGGCGGCUGCGUGGAGCAGAACCUGGCCAGCAUUACUCUGCCGCUCAUCGCCACCCUCUACCUGGACCGAACCAGCAGCUGGGACAGUGUAGGGGUGGAGCGCAAGGCUGAGGCUCUCCGGUACAUCAGGAGAGGCUAUGAGAACCAGCUAGCCUACAGAAAGAGUGAUGGCUCGUACCCCCCCUACAGCAGAGAAGGCGCAAGUACAUGGAUCACAGCAUACGUGGUGAAAGUUUUCUCCAUGGCUAACUCCAUCGUUGGCGUCAACGAGCAGCAAGUGUGUGACCCUCUGCUCUACCUGGCGAAGAACAAACAGCGUUUUAGGGGGAACUUCGUAGAGGACAACCCAGUUUACAGCACUACCAUGACUGGUGGUCUCCGUGGCGAUGACCCUGAGACAACCCUGACGGCCUUCGUCCUCAUAGCGCUCGCUGAAGCCAAGCAGGCAGGAAUCAGCUGCAACGAUUUAAACACGAACUUAGAGUUAGUUAUCAGUAAUACAGCUGGAUACCUGAGUAGAGCGCUGGUGAAGACGGGGAGGAGACCGUACACUGUGGCUAUCGCCUCCUAUGCGCUGGCUCUGCUGGGGAAUACUGGACUCUACAACCUGAAACAAAUUUUACUGAGUGCUGCAGCUCGAGGUGGAAGCCACUGGCCUGACAGUCAGAACAGCUUGUUCACCUUGGAGGCGACCGGCUACGCCCUGCUGGCUCUUGUCAAGUUGGGACACCUGGAGGAAGCUGCACAGCCAUUUAAAUGGCUGAACAGCCAGAGGAGGAGAGGAGGCGGCUUCGGCUCCACUCAGUCCACCAUGGUGGUGCUCCAGGCGCUGUCAGAGUACCUGAUUAACAAACCUCCUCCUGUUGACCUCAGUCUGGAUGUGGAUGUAAGGAUAAAAGGACGCAAGGAAAUCCGCUACCAUUUCAACCCCAAGACUGCCUACGCUGCUCGUUCCUCCAAAUUGCCUGCUAAUCUUGAUUUGGAAGUGGAGGCUCGAGGAAAUGGACAGGGCAUACUGGAGGUUGUGACCUAUUACAACCAGCUACAUGAUGUUGAUGAGAAAAUGCCCUGCAAGCACUUUGAGCUCAACGUCACUAUUGAAGAAUCCAGCGAAAAAACUCCAGCAGAUGUAGAAAAAUCCUAUCAGAUGACCAUCAAAGUGAGGGCUUUAGGACCCAGAGAUGUCAGGAUGGUGGUUCUGGAUAUAAGUCUGCCCACUGGCUUCACCCCAGAAAACUCAGACCUAGAGAUGUUGUCAAACUCUGUGGACCGUUACAUCAAUAACUUCCAGAUUGUUGAUAACCUGAGUGACAGAGGCUCCCUGAUCAUCCAUCUGUUCAAGGUGUCUCACAAAGAGCCAGAGAUCCUGGUGUUCAGGCUUCAGCAGAACUUUAAGGUCGGCCUCCUCCAGCCAUCCACCGUUACUGUCUAUGAGUAUUACAGCCCAGAUCACCGCUGCAGUCGUACCUACACUCCCAGGGAGGACACAGAGCAGCUCACACGGAUCUGUAGGGACAACGUCUGCCGCUGCACGCAGGGAGACUGCUGUGUCUCCAAAACCGACGGUGAAAACUUCCCCAACAAAGAAAGAGAGACGUUUGCCUGCAAGUCUUUACACCACGUUUUCCAGGUGAAGGUGCUGAGUGUCAGCCAGAGUUACUACGACAAAUAUGAGAUGGAGAUCACACAAGUUAUCAAGCUGGGUGUGGAGGAUGGUAUUGAAGUGGGCCAGAAGAGGAUUUUCAUGUCUCAUGGAGGCUGCAGAGAUGAACUCAACCUGAAGCAGGGCUCCCAGUACCUCAUCAUCGGCCCCAAAGACGACCAGUGGAACACUGACACCGACACAAACAGAUUCAUCUACAUGUUAGGAAAGGACACCUGGGUGGAACGCUGGCCUUUGUCUGCAGAGUGCUCCAGCAAUCCCAGCCUGCAAGCGAAAUGCAAGAGCCUCCAAGAUACUGCAGAUGAACUAUCUGUCAACGCCUGCAGGCUAUAGAGGUGUCUGAGCAGCAACUGUGCACCAGUCUCCUCUGCCCAAA
Messenger RNA from Micropterus salmoides (largemouth bass), 2604 nucleotides. Its product is annotated as complement C3-like. NCBI's taxonomy places the organism in Eukaryota, Metazoa, Chordata, Actinopteri, Centrarchiformes, Centrarchidae. The record is from RefSeq and is a predicted model, not a curated record. Gene Ontology annotation, molecular function: protein binding; endopeptidase inhibitor activity. Gene Ontology annotation, cellular component: extracellular region.